This is a messenger RNA of Oryzias latipes (Japanese medaka), 1676 nucleotides long. RefSeq names its product transmembrane protein 150A. Lineage: Eukaryota; Metazoa; Chordata; Actinopteri; Beloniformes; Adrianichthyidae. The record is from RefSeq and is a predicted model, not a curated record.
UUGGGAGAAUAUGAGAGCUGGGAGGAGCUGAAAGUGGCUCCGCUCAUCCCUUCUCCCCGCACCAGAGUGCGUUUGUCUGUCCGCACGCAGGAGAGCGUGGAGGGCGCACGGGCUCCUGAUCCUGGUGUGAUGGUAAACCUGCAGAGCCUCCGUUAUCUCACUCUGACAAUGACACCUGGAGCUGCACGACGCAGGGAAAGCUGUCCUGCAGCGUGAAGGAGCGGAGAGGACACGCCGAGCCUGCUGAGGCGCUGAAAGGAAGGACGAGUGAAGACCUGCUGCUUCUUGUCAUGUCCCUGUGGAUGAUCCUUCCCGUCAGCCUGCCUGUCUUUACCAUCACAGGAAUAUGGGUUGUAUACGCUAUGGCACUCUAUAACCAGCAUGUCUGCCCCGUGCAAAACUGGCUGUAUAAUGAAUCCUGUGUGGAGCCUCUUCCACUGCAGAGAAGUCCUGUGCUGUGCUGCACUCUGGAUAAUGUGCCGCUCAUCAGUAAAUGUGGGACUCUUCCACCUGAAAGCUGCUUCUUCAGCCUGGUCUGCAGCACAGGAUCAUUCAUGGUGAUGCUGGUUGGCCUCCUUCGUUACGCCCACGUGAUUGAGAAGCACCAUAACUGUGUCCUCAACACGGCUGGCCUCUCCACCGGCUGGAUCUGUGCCGCCGGCCUCAUCAUGGUGGGAAAUUUUCAGGUGGAUUUUGCCAAAGUCCUGCAUUACGUCGGGGCUGGAGUGGCUUUUCCAUGCAGCAUGUUGUUUGUGUUUCUCCAGUCAGCUCUGACCUACAGACUGGCCAAAACCCAGGAGGAGUUCUGGAUGGGUCACCUCCGCGUUUGCAUCACUCUGCUGGCUCUCGUCGCUUUGGUGCUCAGUGGAGUUUUUUUUUGCCAGGAGAGCUUUUCUCUGCAGCACAUGUCCGCCAUCUUUGAGUGGAUCUACUGCAUGUUCAUCAUGGUUUUCUACGGGACGUUUGCCUUUGAGUUCAGGGGCAUGUCAGGGGACACUCUGAUGGUGCUCUCCAGAGGAGGUCCAGACACUUUCUCCACCUGUCAGCAGAAGGCGGAGGCUGCAGGAACCACAGGUCUCCCCCAGACAGACAAUCUAACAAUCCUGUAGCUGACCUGAAGUCAGCCACGCUGGAUGUUAGGGAGCAACCUGGAAGAGUGUGAUGUUGGAGGCCACAAACUGCAGUCAGCACCCUCACCUUUGCACACAGAGACCAAAGCAUAAAGCUUUUCUGCUCAGCGGUGAUCGAGGUGAACUUCUAUACCGCCUGCACUGACUACAGUACAAUUGCAUAACGGCACACGUGCCUUCCUGAGCUCAAAGGCCAGCAGCAUGUGCUCAUGUGUGUUUGUUUGACUUCUCCUUCUUGUACAACAUGCCUCCCUCUGAGUGCUUGGCUGGGAUUGUCUUUCAUCCAACAAACUGCCUUAGAAGCUUCACUAAAGCGGCUUUGUUGAUUGUUCUCUCAGGAAGUUUUCAUACAUUAGUCUUCAAGCCCCCCCCCUCCAGAAAGUCUUACUAUGUGCCAGAAACAUGUCAUUUAUACCAAGUUGCUUUUAAUAUUUACAGUAAAAAACAGCCAAAGCAUUAUCAUUAUGCAUAUAAGCUCAUCUCAGAUGGAAACGUUGUUUUAACUGCUGGUUAUUGAAGAAAAUAAAACAACAAUUUACAUUUUGA